Molecule: messenger RNA, 6323 nt
Organism: Falco peregrinus (peregrine falcon)
Lineage: Eukaryota; Metazoa; Chordata; Aves; Falconiformes; Falconidae
Gene: SPIC
Product: Spi-C transcription factor
Exons: 8
Coding region: 3694-4500 (268 amino acids)
Biological process (GO): cell differentiation; regulation of transcription by RNA polymerase II
Cellular component (GO): nucleus
Molecular function (GO): sequence-specific DNA binding; DNA-binding transcription factor activity, RNA polymerase II-specific
Source: RefSeq, a predicted model, not a curated record
GCUGGGAAUGUGAAUUCAGGCAUUUUGUGAGCCCACUAAUUUGAAGUUCAGACUGCAGACUUCUUACUGCAAAACGCUCACGCCUGGAUUAUCACUGCACUCUACAUUUAAAAGAAGAGAGCUCUCUGUGUGCUGAACCCUGUUUUUGUGUGUGUAGAGAAAAGGCUGCAUCCUUGCUGCAAGAAUCUUCCCAGUUUCUUUUGAACCUUGAACAGAGUGGAUGAGAAGCACCAUAAUGGCAGAGAUUUGAAAGUUCACUGGUCAACAUGAUUAGGCUCAGGGGGUGAGCACAGGCAUGUGAUCUCUCAACCCUUUCACUUUCAGGAGGACAGUGUCUAUGGUUCUGUAAUUAUUGUUAACCUACACCUAUGAAGAUUUAGGACAAAGAUUAUUGCAGAGCUGUAUGGCCAGAAAAGGGGUGGCAAAGGGGUCUGCCAAAGGCCAGAACAAGUAUGUAAGCACAGAAGCUCUCUGUGGCUGUCACAUUCAACAGCUUCUGAUUUCUGGAUACUGUUGAGCUGGUAGGCAGUCUGUUAUGCAUGGGCAAAUGACUCCCCAUGACAGAAUCAUUUCUACAACAAGUUGGUUUUUUUCUGUGAAGUGCCUUCUAUUGUUAGUGGCCUAUCUGUGCUAUUUGGGCAGUUACAAAUUGUCUGACAUUGAAAGAAAUCUGAGAAAUCUAAAAAUGCCUGGUGAGAAAACUUGCCAUUUCAAGUUUUACAUUCCUUUAGGAAGGAAGAGGCUGUUAUUUAUUCUACAUUUGAACAAUGCCUCAUGAAUGAGUCUUUAGGCUUUCUCAAGCCCUCUGACAAGUGCUGUAAUGCAUUAUUUAGGUCUGGGUUUUUAUUCAGAGAGGUGAAAAUGCUUCUUCUGUACCAUUACAAUGAACUAGCUUUGACUGCCAAGCAAGGAUGAAAGUUCUGAAGCUUAAACAAUCGAUCUGUUGUUGAAAUUUAUUUUUAAAACAUGAAGGAAUAAGAAGAGCUUGAUGUUGUGGUUUCUAACUGAUAUUCAAGUUCUGUUAUCAGGCACAUCAAUUGUUUGAGAUAUUAAAAUGUGAAUAGUAAGCUUUCUUUCUCAGGCUUGUAUCUGGAAUCCCUCUUCCCAUCCAAUGCAAAAAUCAAAGCAGGCUUUUUUCUGUAAUAACAUUUCUUGGUAGAGGCCAACAUGCUGCCUGCCUUGGGUGUACUAUGAUUUGUUGAGGAGUGAGCAGUCAGUGUUAGCUGACACUCAGUCCUCAGUUAGCUUACUCUGCCUCUGCUGAACCCUUACAGGUUUCCCAGGAAGGUAGCCUGGGCCCUCGCUCUGAGCUUGUGAUGGGCCAAAGAUGCAAUAUACAAAUGGGUUACAGAGUUUAAAUCCACCCUGUAAGACAGCAUUUGCUCUUGGUUUUAUGUUGUGUGUUUGUGCUACAUAUGGUACCUUCCCAUUUCCUUUGCAACCUUUUGCGGGCCUAUCUUAUUGCCUCUUAUUUGAAAUGAGAAUAUUCUGAUUGAGCAAUUAGAUUUAGGAAGAUUGAUCAUUUUAAUGGUGUUAAAACCAUUAGCUUUAAUCUCUCGACCUUCACCCUUUUUUACUACUGGGGUAUGUUGGUCCCAAGCAGCCACACACCCACACAACUGCUCACAAACUUUGGGAAUUUAACAUAACUUAUUGCCAUAAUAUAUUUAGUUGCUGAUUCGGAUGUUGGGAAGCAAAGAAGACAAACAUUAAAAUAUCUUUCCUUCCUCUUUCCCAGGCUCAACUGCACUCCAGACACAGCUCCUCCCCUCUUGUUAUCUCCACAGGUUACACCCAGUCCCUUUGGUGAGGUGAUGAGUGGCACAGGGGGUUGGGGUCAGGACAGAGUGGUUUCUUUCUGCCUCUCGUUUCUCACCCUUUUCUUUCACUGCUGUUUCCUUCUUACUGUUUCUGCUCCGGCAUGGCCCCUCUGUGGUUCACAGUCCCUUUGGGGGUGUGCCUGCUCAGUCAUGGAGCACCUCCAACUCCUCUGACCUUGUCCCCUCAUUCCCUUGUUUCUAUCCUUGUUCUCUUGUUCCCUCCUUGUCCCCUCUGGUGUUCCCUCCCAGGUUUGUCUCCUCCUCUUUGGCAUUUUCUGCCUUUUCUUCAGUAUGUCUUCACAGAGGCACCGCACAUGUGGCUGAUGGGUUCCACUUUGGCACAUGGUGGGUCCGUUGCAGAGCCAGCUGAAAUUGGCUGUGACCAGCACAGGACAGCCCUGACCUCCUCUGCAGGGGCCACCCCCACAGUUUUAUGAUCAGAAUGAUGGGGAGCACAGGACGCCAGAACAGUAACUGCCCAGCUUCAAACAGAGGUGUAGGACUAGGCACAUCAGAUUGCAUCAUCAGAGGGCCUAUUAGGACAUCAUUUACAGGGGAGGAACCCAGGACGAAUCUUUAAAUUCAUUCAUAAUUUUAAAUCCAAUAUAUACUUCUACUUCAGGAAAGAACUGAAGCAUGAAAUCUAUGCUUUUCCAUGUUGCCCAGUAAAGUUAACUGUAUGUGCAAAGGAAGAUAAUUGUGCAAUCCUAUUUUGGCCUGAAAUCCAGCACUGAAUCACAAUUUGGUGUUUAAGAGCACAGUUGCUCUUAAAGCCAAGUCACGCCAGAGAAGUGCUACAAAAUGGAACUAGUAGUUAAAAAACCACAUACAUAUAUUCAUAUUUUUCACUAAAAAGAUAUUCUGAAACUUUGUGGUGCAAAUUUUUGAAAGGCAGCUUGCAUCUGAAACGAGCAGAAACGGUUGAUGUUAACAUUGUCUUCAAAUUGCUUCCACUCAGCAUUCAUAGCCAGGCUAGUUCUUGACUAUGGUUCUUCACUGUAAGAAGUGACGAGUAUUUUACAGCAGUUUCAUGGCAAAUGCUGAGGAAAUUUCAUAAAAUGUGCCUCUGAAAGACUUGGCUGCAAGGAGCUAUGGCACAGGAUAGAUUAUGUCAGCAAUAAGUUUUAUACUGAAAAACACAGAGUUCUCACCCUGUAGGAUACAACAUCAUGGCUUGUAGCUGCUCAGAAAGCGUGUGGCAAAUCAGCAGCCACAGCUUGUCUGAAUCUGUACUGAAUGCUUUAGUAAAUCUUUAGAGCUGGGCCUGGGCUACAAACAUGAGCUUUGAAGCAAAGUUGUGAAAUUCCCUGAAACUCUGAUUUUGAGGUCUAGUUUGGUCUGUUUCUUACACUGAGCUAAGCAGGAGGUUCAGAUGAAAUCUCAAAAUCCACUGCAGUCUACAUGGGACAGAUGAAGGUUGUAGGUUUUUGCUGUAGACAUACCAUACCAGUGACAGAUUUGUUAGGAUGUGCCACAGAUAAAAGGAAUCUCUCCCAGGGCUUAGAAACUGCAUGUUCUUGAAACCAGUUAAAACAUUUAAUUUUAUUUUACGUCGGUAUAAAUCACCCUCUUUUGUGCAGAAUGAAGGGCCAUGCUAGCAGUUUACUAUACCUUUAUUCUCAAAAAAACCCUAGCCCAAACACUUCCCUAAAAUCAGCUAUUUAAUGCAGCCCCUUUGAGAGCCUAUUGCUGUGGGAGCUCAGUCUUUAUUUAUGAAACCAGACAGAUUCUUGACUUGCAUGUGGAGCUGAAAUUCUAGCCAUAGUCUGAUCUGCAUUAUGAAAACACCCUGAGUUGUUUCAACUGGGUCUGCAAACCAAAGGGGCUUAAACUCUUGUGUUUAAUUCAGGAUUCAAGUUUUGUUAUCUAAAUAAUGAGUUUUCCUGACCAAGACGUACUGGGCCAGGCUUUCGAGGAUGCGCUAGAAGUACUGCAGCAGCACUCUGACAGACAAAUGCAGUAUUCAACAGGUUAUAAAAAUUGCCUGACUGUCAUCAACCAUCACCACCACCUCCGAGCAAGUCCCAGCUACUCUGCAGCACCAUCUACAGAGGACCAAGGAUAUAGCUGGAGAAAUGUGAUUAAAUUCGGACUGGCCAGGCAUGAAUCAGAUGAAACUGCCUUGGGAAAUAUUUGCAAAACAAGUUUAAACAGUGCAGCGGAUUUUUAUGCAGAUGAGACUGUCUACCAUACUCUGCAGAAUACUCCAGAAAGCCAAGUGGUACAUGCUGCUGGCCAGCCAAAAGCAGGGAAAGGUAGAAAAAAACUUCGACUGUUUGAGUACCUCCAUGAGUCCCUGUACGAUCCAGCUAUGGCAAAUUGCAUCCAGUGGGUGGAUAAGCCUAAUGGUGUCUUCCAGUUUGUCUCCAAAAACAAGGAGAAACUUGCAGAGCUGUGGGGAGAAAGAAAGGGAAACCGCAAGGUCAUGACAUAUCAGAAAAUGGCCAGAGCACUGAGGAAUUAUGGAAGAACAGGUGAAAUAAUUAAAAUUCGAAGGAAGCUGACAUACCAGUUUAGUGCUGUUGUUUUACAGAGACUUGCUCCAUCUUAUUUCUUGGGAAAAGAAACAGUUUAUCAUCCGUACAUUCCAUCUAAUCAAGAAUAUCAGUGUGCAGAUGACUGGACCAGUUACAAUAAUUACAUGUAUAACAAUGGGUAUGCAUUACAGCAUGCCAGCUAGGCUAUCUUUCACAUAAACAGGUCUUUGUUAACUAGCAACUUUCCAGCACAGGAACUCUUCUCUGUACAUAGGUAUUCCUUUAAGAUAUUAUACAAACACACAAAGAGGAGGGUUUGAAAAAUGCUAUUGGCCUAGUUUUGUUCCUUUUGAAGUUAAUGAUAAGCAGUCAUUGACUAUUAAAUAAAACCAGCAGCUGUAGGGCAUGUUCUAUUCUCCAUGAUGUUAAUCAGAGGAAUUGCUUCACAUUCAAGCUAGUAUAUCCAAGAUCAGGACCAAGGCUGUUGUCUGUUAGUGAACAUCAAAGAUUCCAUCCUGACAGUACUCAUUGGAAGUUUUUUGCAUAUCCCAAACAUUUGCAAUUAGAAUGUAGGUGCUGUUGUAUCCACAGUGCAUGCAUUCCCUAUCAGUUGGGUCCACAUGACUUAGAAAGGGAAGAGACUUGCCAACUGCAUGAAGCUACUGUCUGCUUUUUUCAUCAAUGUUCUUUAUUAAGAGACAUUUUCUGAGUGAAUGCCUGGCUGAAUGAUAGAGUCCACAUGAAGGUGCACCUGUUGGCCAAGUUGUUAAUCCUUAAUCACUUAAAUUAACAUGUCUUAGCACAGAUCCUGACAUAUGGUAUUAGGACUGGCAGGUGCAUAUUUCACUGUUGGCAGCGGAUUCAUUGGGGAAGUGACCAUACCAUGAGAGGGUUAGUAAAGGAUUGUGCUUUUCAUGAAGUUAUUUACAGUUCUUCCCCAACUAAUAUGAGAAGCUGCACUUUCAUCCAGCAGUUCUGUACUCAUGUAACAAAUGUAACCCUGUUAUUUAUGUUUGGAGUUAUAACUUUACACAUAUAAAUACAAUUUCACUUUUCCAGCUCUUUUCCUACAUGGGAAUGUAGCUGAAAGGCUCAGUGAUUUUAUAUUCUCUUCGUGGGGAAGAAGGACUAAAUUUUGGUAAAAAGAGAGUACUAGCCCCUUGUGCCAGGAUGAUACCUAUAAAUCUACUUUUUCUCAUACUUCUGUUACCUGAUCAACUUGUAUCAUCAUAGGAGUUGUCUGUUGUGCCAAAAUACUUGCAUUCAGCUGCAAUAAAUUCCAAAUUCUGCACUUUCCUUCAAGUGAAUGCAGGCCCAUAUAUUAAUAAAGACAAAAUUAGUUUCUGUGGAAAUUAAUGGUGGCCUGAUAUAUUUGAUGAAAUUCACUUUAUUAGUUUCCCCUUGCUCUAACUCCUGCUUACUUGUACAGGGAUAUAAUUUUAUGUAAUAGACACAAUGCAACACACUCUGCUCAAGCAAAACUCAAGGUUUUAAAUUAGCACUUUGGUAAGGUGAAAGAUGUGUACUCUUAGAAAGCUGAAGCAUGUUAAAUAGCGCUAAAAACAGACCCAGAUUUUAAGUCAUUAAACAUCUGCCAGAAUAAGAAGGUCGUAACUGUGUUGUUAGUAUUUAGAGUGUAAUGUCCUGUAAAAUGUAAAUGUUACUACAAAAUAGAGACAAGAAUGCCCUAUAGAACUGAAACUGGAUCCUGCUGUAGCACAGAACACAGUGGGAGUUUAGCUCUUACAAAGGACUGAGGACUUUCAGUUGGGAUGCCUUCACAAUGUAAGCACAUAUGCAAAUGCAACAUUUCAAAUGUCAAAAUGUACAUAAAUUUUCCAAGAAACUGCACAGUUUAGUUACUCCACAUCUGUCACCCAUUGCAUGCUGACUUUAUGUUAUUUACAAGGCUGGUAACAUACUCUGGGUUAAGAGUGCUUUGUGUAAAAUGCUUACUUAGUCAAUAUGUUUAGAUUCACUUUCCUCAAACUCAUCUUCUCAUUAAGGAAAUAAAUACUUAUCCAGA